GUCACCAAAACCUUCCUGUCACCCUCGCACCUCCCACAUCGCGCCAUCUCCCCGGCGCAAGCUUGCAUGUUUGCAGCAGUCAUCGAGCCCAGCCGUUCACCAUGCGGCUCAUCAACAAUGAGAGCCUCGCGCUCGAGUUCUUCAUGGGCACGCCGCCGGCCUACGCGAUCCUCUCGCACACCUGGGAGGACGAGGAGGUCACGUUCGAGGACUUUACCGACGCGGACCCCCAGGCGCGAACGUUAAAGAAAGGGUUCGGCAAGAUCGCCAUGACGUGCGAGCUCGCGCGCCGCGUCGGGCUGACGCACUCGUGGGUCGACACCUGCUGCAUCGACAAGCGCAGCAGUGCCGAGCUCACCGAGGCCAUCAACUCCAUGUUCCAGUGGUACGCCGCCGCAGCCAUCUGCUUCGCCUGGCUGGCCGACUUGGCGCCCGAGGCGGAGGCGGAAGCGGAAGCGGAGGAUGCGGCCGCCCUGUCCAGGCUGUCGCUGGCACAGCAACAUCCACAUCCACCAGCACAGCACGCCAGGACGAUACUGGGACUCAAGCAGUGCCGCUGGUUCACGCGCGGCUGGACCUUGCAGGAGCUCAUCGCGCCGCGGAUUGUGCAGUUCUACGACCGCGACUGGCACUUCCGCGGCACCAAGGCGAAUCUCAGCGCGCAGCUGACGCGCAUCACCAGCGUCAACCAGGAGGUGCUCGCCAACCCGGCCGGGAUGCGUCGUCUGUCGGUUGCCGCACGCAUGGCCUGGGCGGCAGGCCGCGAGACGACGCGCGCCGAGGACAUGGCCUACUGUCUGCUGGGCAUCUUCGACGUCAACAUGCCGAUGCUCUACGGCGAGGGCGACAGGGCCUUUUUGCGGCUGCAGGAGGCGAUCGCGUCACAGACCAACGACCUCUCUCUCUUUGCGUGGAUGGCACAAGACUCUACGGCCGCUGCUGUGUCUGGACAAAAAGCAGACAGUCGGGUAUUCUCAGCGGGCAAGUCGCAGCAGCAGACGCACCGUGGCGUGUUCGCUUCAUCGCCCGCCGAGUUCCGCGGCGCUGCGUCUAUCCAGCUGCUCAGCAGCACGGCAUACAACCCGGAGUUCAUCAUCACCAACAAAGGGCUGCGCAUGAACGCGAGAAUCUUCGCCGGGGAAGAUGCUGCCUACUUUCUCGGCCUCAACUGCGCGCACGUCGACAAUAUCGACCGCCCGUCCUCGCUGAAGCAAGGGCAGCACGCUUCCACCUCCCCCACCGCCACCCCCGGGGAGCAGCUCGGCAUUUGGAUCCAGCAGCACGGCGGCGGCAUAUACACGCGCGUGCGGCCGCACGAGCACGCGCGCCAGCCGCCUGGCGCAAAGGCCACAGUAGGCCGCAUCUUCCUGGCGCGGGCCGUGUCCGCGGAGCAGUCGCUGGAGCUUGAGGGCAGCCAGGACCGGGCGCUGGUGCUUCGGCGCGGGUUCAACGACCUGGCAACGACGUACAGCCCGGCGUUCCCCUUCUACGCGAACAUGGUGUUGCCGGAGGAGCAGUUCGACCGCCGGCGACGCAUGUUCGUGACGCAGGGUACGGGCAGCUUCGCGGCGUGCGCGCAGUUCCUGGCGCGGUACGACUGCGAGCUCGUGCGCGAAGAGGUGGUAGGCGCCGCCGAGGGCUUUUUCCUCGCAUUUGGGUGGCGCUCCGGCGAGGAGGCGCCGUGGGUGAGCAUCGUGUCGGUGAGCCAGCGGGAGGCGCAGCUCGCCAUGGGCAACGCGGACAAAAUGGCCGCGGCGAUUGGCGGCAGGGAGAAUAGCAAGGCGAGCUUGAUGGUGCGGGACGUACGCGGGUGGAUCACAAAGGUGAUCCACGUGUCGGUGGACGCGGUAGCGACGGAGGGGAGGGUGGUGUAUUACAUCGACAUGGACAUAGUGGACGCGCCGGAGCAUGUGCUCAAGGGGCCCCACGGAGCGUUGUCGCAUAAAGAGAGCGCUCUGUACCAGAAGACAUAUUCGAGUGGGCAGCGGCAGCAGCGCCGUGCGGCUUGGCCGUGGGAGGAGGAUGAGUCAUCGUGAGAUGGGCAUGCAGGUUGAGUAACUUGGGGUGAGUUAAUGCCCAAGAAGCCCUCAAACAUGACACAGUGUGCGACACUCGGUCAUGUUCUUCUCACAUUUCGACUGCUGGUGUAAGUGAGAGGGCUCUGCCUGGAGAUAAUCUCGAGCCCCUAGGACACUGUAGGAUCCGUUUCCAGCUCCUGCCAAGGCGGGGAUUCCAUGCAAAGCCGUUUCAUCCUUAUGCGUG
Parathielavia appendiculata is the source of this 2262-nucleotide messenger RNA. Its product is annotated as HET-domain-containing protein. The transcript has a single exon. The record is from RefSeq and is a predicted model, not a curated record. NCBI's taxonomy places the organism in Eukaryota, Fungi, Ascomycota, Sordariomycetes, Sordariales, Chaetomiaceae. The coding region runs from base 102 to 2036 and encodes 644 amino acids.